UUCAUGUUGGUGUCAAUAGGAUGGGCUGUAUAAUCAAAGAUCCAAAUGUAGCUUAUGGAUGUUAUUGUUCAAGAAGUAGCUAGUUAGUCAGGUCUCUCAGUGCUGUCUGUCGGUUUCUCAAAGGUCUAGCAAGAUGUUUUUCUUCUCAUUUGUUCUCUUUUCAGCUUUUUUAGGUGAGUUAUUAUACGUAUUUAAAUCUUUUAAUUUAAUCUUACAGUGAAUGAACAGCACAAAAACAUUUGAAUUGCUCAUUCGUAAUGUUUAAAUGUCAGUUACAACUGCACAGUUGUACAGUUAUAGAAGUUAUUUGCCCAAAUAUUUUUGAAGGAAACAGUUUUGGGGAUUCAACAAACCCAGGGACUACAGAAGAGCUUGUUCAGGAGGGAAGGAAUGUCCAUCUCUCCUGCAAAUAUGAUGGUAAUGUUUACAAUCUACAGUGGUACCGCCAAUUUCCCAGAUCCCAAACCAUAAUUCCUCUUGUACAUCACACUAGAGGGGUCUAUAUUUAAAGCUACUCCCCCACCUCCUCGUCUGACAGUUUCCAUUGACAAAGUGGACAAACGUGUGGAUCUGAAGAUCUUUUCCGCUGACUCUGAUCUGUACUACUGUGCCAUGAAGACCACAUUGACAGGAAACGGUGACACUGUACAAAAACCUGUCAAGAAACAUGGGAGGAAACAGACAUCCUGUAUGACAUACAUAAGUGACAUGCCUGCUGUAUGUUAAGGGGAGGAACUUAUGGUGGAGGAUGAUCUGAACAGCAGUAUAGAAACAUAAAAAAAAAACUUUCAGAGACUGCUUAGAUCUUUCUGUCAGUUUGACUCUCUUCAUCUAACAUGCAGUUACUGUAUUCUGUGUUGUUCCUGACCAUAUUUCUGGGUGUCAGUUGUGAAGACCUCACUCCAAUCAAGAAAGAAGAGUACUGUUUAGAGGGAACCUCUGUUACCCUGUCUUACAACUACUCCAGAACAGCUACUGCUGGAGAUGAAUUCUAUUGGUAUCACCAAGACACAGCACAAAGACCAGAAUUCUUCCUCUACAUCUCAGGUACAGAAUUUAUAAAGAAAGCAGAUCCUUUGAACACUCGAAUAUCAGCAAAACUUAACAAAGAGAAGACCCGUGUGGAUCUGGAGAUCUCCUCUGCUGAUGUGACAGACUCUGCUUUAUACUACUGUGCUGUGAAGCCCACAGUGACAGGAAACCUACACACACUGUACAAAAACCUUAGCAGGGACCACAUCAGCAGGAAUUUAACCAGUUUCUUUAUUAAACUUGUGUAUAACCCUUACUUUGUUGACAUCAAAAGAGUGCCGCUAAUAUUUCUUAAUAAAGAUUAUGACUCCAAUGAUCCAGGAUCAGCUCCCCAAUUCCUCCUCUUCAUCCUCCAUGCCUCUAGGACUGUAGUGAGAGCUAAACCUCCAUCCUCUCGCCUCACUGUUAAACUGAACAAAAAGAAGACCUGUACAGAUCUGGAGAUCUCCUCUGUUGAAUUUCAUCAGCAGCUGGUGCUUAUUCUACACAUCCUGUCGUCUACAAUGUUGUUCUGUUCACUAUUACUCUUCUUUGACUUGAUAGGUGUCAGUUCUGAACAGUUAUUAACACCCUACACUGAUGUAGAAGUGGCUUCAGAAAGGGACAGAGUUACUCUCUCUUGUAACUACACUUCUGGUGACACUCUUCAAUGGUAUCGACAAUAUUCUAAAUCAGCACCACAGUUCCUGCUUAAUGAGUAUAUGGAUAAUACACCAGGGUUCACUCUAAAUAAUGAAAAAAAUGCUAAACGUGUGGAUCUGGUGAUAUCCUCUGCUCAUGUGACAGACUCUGCUCUGUACUACUGCGCUCUGAGGGCCACAGUGACAGGAAACCCAGAAACACUGUACAAAAACCUAUAA
This is a messenger RNA of Salmo salar (Atlantic salmon), 1892 nucleotides long. RefSeq lists its product as uncharacterized. Lineage: Eukaryota; Metazoa; Chordata; Actinopteri; Salmoniformes; Salmonidae. The record is from RefSeq and is a predicted model, not a curated record.